CGAUCCACCAAGUCAGUGGUUGCUGACAAAUCAGUCGCGUCUCCGUUCACAAACGAACGCGUCAAGGAACAACCAAAAAGUUCACGCCGCCUCUCAAAUCCAGAACGGCUUGUUCAGACGCAUUUCAGCAUGCUCUGAUUAUGCAAUACCAUUCCUAUGGCAUCUUGGAAGGAGAAAGGGGUGGUUCCAGACUCAGACGACGAAGAUGGGCUAGAUAGCCAAAGCACAUCAAAUAUCGGACGUGAUCUGGAGGGGUCUUCAGGUGGAAAUGACGGCUUGGGAGACAUUGAAAAUAAGGCAGAUGGCGAUGAUGACGAGAAUGUUCAGGAGAAUGAGGAUCGAGGUUCUUCCCAAGUUGCACUUAUCGACCCCGAACCUACGGUUCAACAUAGUUCUAUGCCGCUCUUCACAGAAGCCUCCACCAACCGAUCCAAGACACCCAGCUUGCCACUCUCGAUAUCGCACUCCCCGAAAAGAUUCAAGGAUCCACGAGUAUACUGGGCUUCAGACGAAGAGGAUACACCACUAGUCAAACAGAAUGCUUCAUCACGGCCAAGAAACGGGGUUCGAGAGGAGGAGGAAAUAUCCAAGAGCUAUGUUCAAAUCACGUCUACAACUUCAACUCAACUCUCUUCUCCACCAAACAGCGAGCCAAAACUACCACAGCACGCCGCUUUAAAUAAACAGAGGAGGAUUUCAAAGUCCCCAGAACCAGACAUAGCUUCCCGAAGUCCCAUUGUGGGUGACAGACUUGAACCUGAGACAGAACCGCCUACCAGCACAGCAAGACGCUCACUCCGACAAAGGAAUCCAAUCCAGUUGCAUCCGUAUGCAAUGGAACACGAGAGAUACCGGAGAACUCUACAGUCUAGAGGUAUUGCACCGAUGCGAAUAGUCUCGUCGUCCCACGAACACUCACGGCGACGCUCUCGAAGCUCCUCACCAGUCUCUGAAUCUCAAGAUAUGGAUUAUGAUGUCGGAGAGAGUCAGCAGAACGACAUGGACUGGGAUCCACCAUCUUCUCCACCUCGACCUGCAGCGAACUUCGAGGACGUCGCCAUGAACGAAAAUGUACAGCAAAAAGACAUUGACGAGGAGGAAGAAUUUCCCGAUAUUGAUCAAUUAAUACAGCAUCCACCACAACUACCUAGAAAGCCUGAACGAAAACCACAACUACCCCCACAGCCAAAAGCUAAGCAUCGACUCAAUACGUACUCGUUGAAGUUCAAACGUCCUGGAUUGUCGAGAAUUCGGACCCAACCAGCCCCUCAAACCAAACAGAGAGACAUCACGAACAGUAUCUUUGAUGUUCCUGCAUCACCACCCACAACUAGUUCACCAUUCGCAGCCCCUUCUCGCCAUGUUCGAGCCUCCAUUUCCCGUGCUGGAUCAACUUCAAAGGAACAAUCACCAAGCACUUCUCCAGCUGAAUCUCUCUUGCUUCCUGGGGACCUUCCAACUCCAGCUACCAGUGCCGUCAAGCCUGUGCCAGCUAUGCUUGAUUCGGACGUAGAGCUUGAUGACCCUUUUGCAUCAGAAGUCGAAAAAUCUGCUUCCGAGUCCGCGUCAGAUGAGUCCAUUACGAUUCGCAAGAUUAGCAAAAAGAUUCGAGGUGUUCUCCCUGCUUCACAUCUACGGUUGGACCAGAGGAAGCUCCUGAAACCAGUCGUCCAUGCGUUACGGGACAGCGAGAGUUUAUCUCCUGUCAAGGAGCCCUCCCGGCGUGGAGUUGCACUUCCUCGAAUGCGUCAAGGCUCGCAGAGCCCACCAGCAUCAACAAAUGCUAGGCUGGCGUUUCUCUCUGAUUCAGGAGAAGACGACGAGGAGGAUGAGCCGGGAUUCGUCAUGGCAGAUGACCCUUUUGAGCUUGAGAGUGUUUUCGAUCAAUCGCGCUUAGGUUUUGCCGAUGAGGACGACAAGAUCGAUGCCAUGUUACCUUCGAAAAAGCGAGUAUCUACUGGUUCGUCUCGUCCACGUAAGAAGAGAAAGAGUGGAUCUGGAUUGAGUGUUCGUACCGGAAGCGGCUCAUAUAAACAACAACCUAAAAUCACCGAUCAUUUACAUAAGCCCAAGAGUCGUUCGUCCAUUGGAAAGUCUGCAAGCCGAGACAGAAAAACAUCUCGUAGAUAUGGACGCAGUGUAUCUCGUCCCAGAAAGCCUGCUCCGCCACGCCUCGGUAUUCUCGAUGUGAUGACUCCAGUGGGCCGUAAAGAACGAGAUCUACCGCAAUUCAUAAGAGUUGCAGCUCGUACUGCGAGGUCUCGCGUAGGGCAGGGACGCCAAAGUCCUUCGAGGAAGUUCAUUCGUCUGGCGAAUCGUGAGGACACCCAGGAUGUUCAAUCGGUAUUGCAGGAUUGGAGGGAAGGAAAGAUUGCUCCGAGGAAUCGCCCUUCUCAGCCAAGACGCUCCAUGGGAGUACCUAUCUCGGCACUUCAUGAAAUAACAGACAAUCAACAGACCAGACUCCCAGCGCCAAUCAUCACGAGUAUGCUGCAGCAAAGCAGGGAGCCGGCCAGGACAGGACGUAAACUGGCAAUCUCCAGGCGUCAACAGACGAUAAACAGCUUCGUCACAAGGGAAACACCCUCCAUUCAAGGAACUACAACCUCUGUAAGGCAAAACACGGACGCCAACCUUGGGCCAAUAGGCCGAGCAAAAGCAUCCCGUGGCGCUCAACGGCCAGUACGACCUGCGCAGCUCGAAUCAACCAAGAUUCCAUACUCAGACCGGUAUUCUGCCUCAGAGUUUAGAAGUACUAAGCGACUCCUUGAUUCUCUUUACAGAAGCACCCGACGACGAACUGCUCCGGAGACAAAUCUGCAAUUGAGCCGAUUUCUUGCUGACGAUGACAUUGUCCGCCCAUCUACAGAGAUAAAUCAGGACCCAGUACACAGCGAAGAAGACGGAAUCGAGCUUGUUCAUUACUCAGCGAAACAGACCCGACGAAAGCAGAGUGUGCCUCGGCGAGUCGACGCAGGUGCUGCGAAUUACCGCCAACCCAGUAAUCCCUUGAUAUUAGACUAUUUUGCUCCGACAGAAGCGAAUGCCAACGAGAAUAGCAAGUUGCUGGGUUUGGGCAAGUUCGGCACGAACUAUCCAGUCCACUUCGAUAUUUCUCCCUUGCAAUCGGGAAUAUUCUUCCAUGAACACACGAUCAUCGGAAGUGGUAGGCUUGCCGACCUUCUCAGCAAUUCCAGUUCCCAGAGCCUUCCACCGCCGACUCCCACAAGUCUCAGGUUUGCAGAGAAAGUUUUCAAGUGGAGGACGUGGGAUGAGAAUGUGUCGUCGGAAAUCGGUGUUUGUUUCGACUGGCUCUUGGAUCAGUUACAAUCCCAGCGCUCCUUAACCCCGCCAGCAGCAGAUGUCAACGAGGUCAUCAUGUUUGUUUUGGAUUAUGUUCAAUACAAUGUGAGAUUUGAUGGAAGCCUCAAUCGGGAUAGUUACAUGGCAAGAAUGAUCGAGGUACUCCAAGACUUCACUUCUCGCCUCAGCCUGACGGGUAACACCGAUCAGGCUCAAACCAAGCUCGUUGUCGAAAUCCUUUCUCGAUGCACUUUGGUGAUCUUCCAUCUGCUCAAAUCCAUUCGGGCUCAACCUGCAGUCAAGUCAUCCGCAUACGAUGUGGAGGAUUUAUUGAAGUCGGUCGCCAGCUACUGUUCAGCAGCGCUCAUCUCCGACGGCUUAGAUAAGCUUCGAAUGCUGUAUGAUGAUCUUCAGUAUCUUUCUGUCAGAGAAAGAGGCAUCACGUGCGAUCAAUACGCGGCAAAUGGUUGGCUUAUUCUAAUCAAUACCUUAGGGGCUGCUCACAUUCCAAGAGCCUCAUUUUGGGACGUCACCAACCCAUUCUUGAUAGCAACUCCUAUGAAAGAAGUCAUACACGCCCCUGAAAUGGAGAAAUUGUGGUACUCAAUGUAUACCCUACUUCCACUCUGCGAAAUUAAUCCAUUGGGUGUUGUUGAUCCUGGAUUGCGACAGAAAACAAGUUUUGAUGAUUGGUCAUUACCUCAGCAAAUACUCAAGCAAGUCUUUGCGCUGUAUGAGUCGAAUGACAGACAAGCACCAGGAUUCAAUGAUUAUUGCCGAUCUCUUCUGCACCGCUGUCAUUACCUCAUGACUGAAUGGGGAUGGUGGAAGUGUUCCGCUAUCAUUGGUACUCUCUUUGAUUUCUUUGCUUCUCAUAGCCUCGCUCAUUUGCGGAACGAAGAAGCUCGGUCCUCGCCGCUAUUCUUGGAGCAACUCGACACAGAACCAAGCCUCGCAAUUGAGCCUGAAGAUCGAUGUUUUCAUAUAUUCCUCAAGAUCGUAGCUCUGGGGAUUAAACAGCUUUCCGCAGUCAACGAUAUCAAAACCAUCCGGAACCUUGUAGCUCGUUUAUUACCGAAUCACGACAGACAAUAUCCCAAGGACGAGGUCAUCCAUACACGAGAUCUUGCGGCACUGCGCAAUCAUCACGACCUUCUUUGCACGCUCUUCUGGGCAUCACCACCAUCCCAACGUCCCUCUGUGGCUCUGAUACAGGAACUUGUCAUUGCUGAUCGCUCUCAUAAUGAAGCCUGCUUCAUCAAUAUCAAGGCAUGGGAGAAUUUGGCUUGUUUCAUGGUAACAAAGGGUGCAAAUGUUGAACUAUACAAGCCUUUCAGUCAUUGGCAGACCGAGUUUUUUUCCAGCCUUUGCCAGCAAUACCUCGAUGCCGAGAUGGAGGCACGUCAACAAGCGGAAGCGUUGGAAAAGAGCACUGGUCAAGUGAUGUCGGAAUCAACAGUGGCAGUCACAGUCUUGGCAAACAGGAGAAGUAUGAUCCUCCCUAUGUGCAGGUCAAUCACUGCCAUGGGUGAUAUCAUUAAAGCUGCAAGGUCUUCAGAUAUGGUCAGGGAAGCUCUAAAUAGUGACAUGCUCUCCAAGGCCUUGGAUCCAGCGAUUCAUAUUAAUAUCGCACUCUCAAAACGAUUAGUGGCUGAUUGUGUCAUCGCGCUUUGCAAUUACUUGGAUCAACUCAAGCAACUUCAUCCACCAGCAUUGCAAGAUACAGCGAUCCCAAGCAACGAAGAGGAAAGUCAGGACAGCAUGGAUAUGGGUAUAGACUGGGAUCGCAUGGAACUGAUUAUUCCACUCCGUCAAAGUAUUAUGGGCAACCUCUGUCCAUUACUCAGACAGUAUCUCGAAGCGGGAACGGAACAAGAGUCAAAAACCCUGGACAACCUGGUUGUUUGCUGGGCUCGCCUUGUCUCGAUCGUUACCGAAGAGGGCGCUCUGCCACUUGAGUCUUUCCUCACCCGCGGUGAAUAUUCAGUCUUUGAAAAUCGACGAACGUCCAAGAUUGCGGACACGUAUUGGCCCUUGUUCCUUGUCAGUCUGCUCCGCAAUGGCAAGACCCUUAAAGACUUCCAGGUUCCUGGCUUCAAUGUCGGGUUGGAAUGGUUACUAAGCUUGACGACUUGCCAAUCAAUUCCAGCACAUGUACAGGCUUUGACAACUGAAUUGAGACAGAAAGGUCAUUAUCUCUGUACUGCCAUAGAUCAUGAGUCGUUUGAUCAGAUCCAGAUGAUUCGAGCUGCAAUUCGAAGAAUGUCCUCGACUCUGAUCGAGAAGGCAACUGAGACAAAAGUCGAUCUCCCUCAAAAACAAGCACAACGCCUUUUCUCUGAUAUGCUAGGCGAAGUGAUGAGAUCAAUGCAAAACCUCCUCGAAACAUUGGAGCCCGGCUCUGAUCUCCACAAUUACCAUUUGCAGGUCGCUCGACUUGUCAUUGCAGACAUAAAAAGCUAUGCGAGCGACUUCAGACCGCUUACAGAUUUUUUCAUCCAUCCAUCAAAGUAUUAUUGGCCACAUGACGCAGACCCGUCCUUAUACCGUCCAGGGUUGAUAGCGUACUGCCUCCGACUUGAGCAACAACCAGAUAAAGCUGCAUUCGAGCUGUAUCACUACCUACACAGUGGAUGGACGAAAGCCCUUGUACAAAAUCGCUUGGGCAGUUUCCGCAGCUGCAUUCGAACAGGAAUGAAAUGGUGGAACUUUACGAAGUUCAUGCUCUCCGAUUAUAUACCUGCGAUCCUUGCAACUGGUUUCAAUUCCUCGGCAUGGCUACUUUGCUCUAUAUUCCUCCCAGCCAUUGGCAGCAGUCUCUUUGGGUUACUGGAAGAUAUAGACCAUAAGUCAGCUUGGAUUUUCGAGAGCCUACUCAACAUUCUCAAGAUGAUCAUGAACGGAACCAUUAUGCAAGCCCAUCUAUAUGAGCGAAACAUCCUCGGCGUCCAUCCCAACCACCGUGGGAUUCUCGCCGUAACUUUCAAGUUCUGGUUUGCCAUCGCUCUGCCCAUGCGCCAGUAUGCCAUGCAGCAUUCACAAGAAGCGGCUUUGGAAGAAGUCACCGAUCCUCUCAGCAGCUUCAUCUACCAUACCGUACAUGCUUUUCAAACAGGCGAUCCCUUCAUUCAAGUCCCCGAAGGCCAGUUCGACGUCCACAAGGGCAAACACACUGACGGCUUCGUGAAGCACAUUUUAGAAGAUAUCAAGGAUAAUUGGCAAUUCUCGGAUGAGGAAUGUUUUAGUGUAGCGGUCAAGACGAGGUCAAAUGAGUGUAGCACAUUGACAGUGUUUCGAGACACAUUGAAGGAGGUACUGGAGGUGGAUUUGGAGUUGUACCAGUGUGCGUAUCCUAACAAGCAGGAUGUACUUAUUGAGAAGAUGAGUAACGUCUACAUAGACGAGCUGUACAUGUAGAGAAAUGAAAUGAUGGAUCGUUCGUACAUAGGUUUAGGAUAUCAGAUAUCUUCUAAGAAGGGGCCGCAUGUUCAGCUUUGUAUUGAUGUGUUAUACUCGGCGCUACUGUUUGUCCUUGUCCCGCUUCAG
Molecule: messenger RNA, 6849 nt
Organism: Cadophora gregata
Lineage: Eukaryota; Fungi; Ascomycota; Leotiomycetes; Helotiales; Ploettnerulaceae
Exons: 6
Coding region: 157-6720 (2187 amino acids)
Biological process (GO): double-strand break repair via homologous recombination; replication fork processing
Cellular component (GO): Cul8-RING ubiquitin ligase complex; nucleus
Source: RefSeq, a predicted model, not a curated record